GACAAAAUGAAGGAAUACAGCCACUGCGGGAGAACAAUGUUUGGGCUCUAAAGAUUGAAACGGACGACCAAAGGUGAAAUAAACCAGCCGAAAGAGCUAUUGGUGGUCAUGUACUGGAUGGUUCCGGUUGGCUCCCUUUAGUUGAACCUGCCCACCACCAAGUUCAUCAUGAGCAUCAUUCAAGACAAACUAGGUAAUGACUUCCUGCGCUCCAAUGGGAGCAUGGACUCCAACUUCUCCCCUGGCAUGAUCAUGUUCAGUCACCUGCCCCCAGUGACCAGCUUCACCCGGCUGGCCACCCAGUCUGUUAUGCAGGACCUGCCAGGCCCUCACGAGAUGAUCCUGAAGAAGGAGCGGGACUCUCCAGACUGCAGCAUGGCUGGGGUGGGCGGCCUGGUGGAGUAUGGUGGGGUGGGGGACUAUGUCCAUGCCAUGGACAUCAAGCAGGAGAAGAUGACAGAACAUGACUACCGUCAGCCGCUGUACCCUGGAGGCCCGGGGAAGAGCACAGAGCUCCUGGAAGUGUCCAUGGGCAACCACCAGAAUCUGCUGGUGCAUGACCUUAGCCUGGGCAACCUGCCGAGUCGGUUAGGAAAGGAGUCCUCAGGAAAGAGAGGUCGAAGGUCAAAUGGUGACGAGAGCAAGCCCCGGAGGAAACGUGGAGAGCCUAAGCAAUCAAUGAUGCUGGAUGCAGAUGGAGGCAGCCUGUGGCCCAACGGGAAGCUCCACAUCUGUGAGCACUGCAGCGCAUCUUUCAGGAGCUCAUACCACCUGCGCAGACAUGUCCUCAUCCACACAGGUGAGAGGCCGUUCAGGUGCAGCCAGUGUAACAUGAGUUUCAUCCAGAAGUACCUACUACAGCGGCACGAGAAGAUCCACAGCGGAGAGAAGCCUUUUUGCUGUGACCAGUGUAACAUGCGCUUCAUUCAGAAAUACCACAUGGAGAGACACAAGAGGACCCACAGUGGAGAAAAGCCAUACAGAUGUGAGACCUGCCAACAGUUUUUUUCUAGGACAGACCGAUUACUCAAGCACAAGCGAACCUGUGGAGAAGCCAUAAAGAAGGGUCUGGAGCCCGGGAUGUUGGACCUGGGCUGUGAGGACAUGGGGCAGGGCAGCUACGGAAUCACUCAGGGAAACACUGGGGCCUCGGUCCGGAAGAGGGGCAAGUCCAAAAACUCUGAGGGAGGGGAGCGCAAGAGGAAGAAAGCGGCGGGACCGGCUGAAGCAGGAGGGCUGGGCGGAGCACACAUCCACGGGGCGCCGUCGGGAGGCUACAGUCUCCAUGACUACAGCGUGGAGAAUCACACUGUGUCCUCGUCCACUCCGCCAGGACCCAGUAUGCACCACGAGCAUCAAGGCCGAGCCCCUAAGAUGGCCUUCAAGAAGGCCAACCGUAAGGCCCUGGUCCAGGGGGGCUUGGGGCAGGCCAAGCAGGGCACUAUGGAGCAGGGUGAGGGUGUGGGGAUGGUCGGGAUGGGCCUCAUGCAGGGCUCUGAGGCCAAAUCGGGUCCCACCAGCAGCAACUAUGAUGAUGCCAUGCAGUUCCUCAAGAAGAGACGCUACCUUAACGCGGCCAACAGUGCAGCAUCAGGGGACGGGGUGGCAGGGAGCAGCACCAACGAUUAUGAGGUCAACGUUGGUCACCUGUCGUCCCAGCAGUCGGUUAUCCAGGGGGUGGUCUCAGGUGUGAUGGACAGCGACUCGCCCCUGAGUCUGCUAGACUCCUCCCCCAUGGGCGUGGACAAGCACGACAGGUCGGGGAUCCCUGACGAGGUACUGCAGAGCCUGCUGGACCACUACACCCAGAAACCAGACGGCUCACACCACGACGUGCACUUUGACCUCAGUGACCAGCAUGUGGCGCUGCACCCUGUCUCAGCAGAUGGCUCUGACCUGAGCCACGAUGCAGACUCGCCCAGCCCGUCUGGAGACAAGACGGUCAUUAUGCACGAGUACUCCCGCUUCUUGCUGCAGGCCCUGGAACGCACCAGCCACAACACAGGCUUCCCCCUGGGCGCGGGGCCCCCAGCUACAGGGCCCUUCACCAGCACCCACCAACGCAACCCACUCUUUACAGACAAGCACAUGUACACUACGUCCCCUCUGGAGUGUGGCUUCGGCCAGCCGGUGGCCUCUCCCACCCUGCCCUCCUCCGUGCCAAAGUCCCACUUUGCGAUGCUGUCAGACUCCUCUCCGCAGCACAGCUUCCACCUAAACAGCCUGGAGCCUGCCACCCACCAGCAGCUUACCCCUUCUCAGGAGCUCACUGACCAGAUGGAGAAGCAACACUCCUCCUCUUCCCCCUCCUCCUACCAGAUCAACCCGUCUGACCUGGGCAGCCAGAAGGACUCGCAGAACCUGGCUUCUCUGGACCCCUCUAAGGGCUCCUACACGAUUGAGAACUUUGCCCAGGCCUUUGGAUCCCAGUUCAAGUCGGCCGGCCGCGGCGCCUUGUCGUACGGAGCUGACUCUAGCGGGGAGGUGGACCACAGGAUAAGGACACCAGUCUCCGAAUUCUCAGGGUAUACUAGUUUGUUAGCCGACGUCAAUGAGGCAGUAAGUACAGGUUCCAAAACCCCAACAAGCCAAAGCUACAGAUAAGGGCCUGGGAGGGGACAGCAUUCUGUUGGAGUUUCAUGUUUUGUCCAUUUUUGUAAUUUUAUUUUCAAAAAAAAAAAAUUGUGCUCCUAUUUUAUUCUUAUUUUUAUUAAGUGAAGUUUUAAUUAUUAUUAUUACACUGCCGCUAUGUGUAUGCCUCAACCCUCUCCCCAGGACUGGUCUUCAAGGACUAUUCAAAUGCAAUUUUUUAAGAUAUAUUUUUUAAGUAAAUAUCUAUGUAUUUAGUCUGUUUUUUCUUGUGUCAUUUUUGGUCUGCUCGUUAAUCGUUAGAAUGAAAAGUACCUUUUUUGAAAAGCAAACAGAGUAGCAAUGAACUUGUUUUUUUCCUCCCAUGAGCUUAAGGGUUUUAGCAAUCAACUUUACAAUUGUAGCUAGCAUAAUAAUGAGAAUAACAAUGAUGGUGGCAGGAAAUAGCCCAGAACUGAAAUAGCAAAAAAUAAAUAAUGAUAUUGUCUGUUACAAGGAUAAGUAUUACUCAGGAAAAAGUGUAAAUGGAGGAAAUUGUAUAGUGCAGUGAGCACUCAUUUUAGAGGUGUAAAUUUGCAACUACAAAGAGGAUGCUUUGUGUGGUUAUUUCUUGUGUUUUAUACCUUGGUUGAUGAGUACAACAAAUAAUGGAGGCUGCUGCCAGCUCACUUACACUGAGAACACUUUCCACUUAGCUAUAUAGAGAUUAUGGUACUUUCUUGUUAAUGUGAAACUCAUGUUUUCUUUCAAUAAGGGCCAUAUAUAUUUAUAACAAUAUAUACAUGUAUAAUAACAGCUAUAAUCAUUCUGGGGAACUGCCAGGUGAGGUAGAGGAAUUGGGGUGGGGGGGGGUAUAAAUUGUUUUCCUUGUUAGUUUGAGGAGAACAUAGUGACUCUAUUCCUUGGCCAAUAGAGGUUGCUGUUGGACAGCUGUGGAAUGGCCUUCCUCAUAUUUCUCCCUUCUUCCUCCUCUUCAAUUAUUUUAUUUCCUUAAAAGAGUCCGAUUAGCACUUUGAGCCAUUUAAUUCAUUGAAUAAACUAAACUACCCCAUAAGAUCAUGGAAGACAUUUUGAAACAAACUGACUUGCUUUCUAAAGAGAUGUGUUUAUUUGGUUGGGGUUACUACCGUAUGCAGAUGUGGGGUUGAAUGCAUCUUGAGCAAUGGGUUGUUAGAGGAGUG
Molecule: messenger RNA, 3770 nt
Organism: Oncorhynchus masou masou (cherry salmon)
Lineage: Eukaryota; Metazoa; Chordata; Actinopteri; Salmoniformes; Salmonidae
Product: zinc finger protein 281-like
Exons: 7
Coding region: 169-2604 (811 amino acids)
Biological process (GO): regulation of transcription by RNA polymerase II
Molecular function (GO): DNA-binding transcription factor activity, RNA polymerase II-specific; RNA polymerase II cis-regulatory region sequence-specific DNA binding
Source: RefSeq, a predicted model, not a curated record